AUGCGUCGUUGUUUUCGCCUUCUGACACCCACCCUCAUGGAUCUGAUUCAUCGCCUGGAUUCUUUUGAAAAGGAGGUUAUUGAGUUAAAGGCGUUCAGGCAGGCUGUUGAGACAGCUUCCCCAGAUGUUGCUGCUGCAGCUGAGGUCCUGGCAAAGCAACGCCGAGGGGCUGCUCGGCAAAUUGAUGUGGUCGUGGAAAAUCCUUUGACUGCGGAGGAAUUUGUUGAGUUGAAUCAGUUUUAUGCCCUUCAGAUGACUCAGAAUUUGCCGCUUCGGAAUAUGGUGCACAUAAGGAGUUUUGAGGAUCUCUGCGCACAUGCAAAGGUGAUUCAUCGCGAGUACCUUGUUCGUGUGGCUCAACGAGCGCGUGCCCUUACUCAUGCUCCUGUUGGUUUGUCUCAGAUGCCUUCCAUUCAGGAGCUCCGUCGAUGGUAUGAAUGGAGUUUCCACGACGUCAAGAGCACGAAACCACCCGUUGAUCUCGAGAGUGCGCUCAACUUUGACUCAUUUAUCCGGCGUGUUUUCCUUCGACAUUAUAACGUGAGUAGUCUCUUAAGUGAGGGCAUGCAUGAGCUUGGAGAACGUGAGAGAUGGACCGAGUGCUCUUUUUCAGACAAAAAACUAUUGGCCGCAAUCGAAGAGUUGCAGGAUUUUUUCGAUGAGUUCUGCAUGGGGCGUGUACGGCUACGUUUUAUUGUUGGCAAUUACAUGUAUCUGUCAACGCGCAUUUUGCAAUUAGAACCGAAAGAUUCCGAGAAGUUGACAGUUCCGCUCUUUUUUGAUCACAAUCCAGACGCCUUUGUUGGUCAGAUAUGUCGCGAGUGCUCGCUUGUAAAGGUAUUGAAAUGUGCAAUUCGUUCAGCAAGCGAUAUGUAUGAAGAUUCGGGAAUUGAACUGAGGGUUGCAGGUGAUCCGAAUCUGACCUUUACAGGCAUACCAUACAUGUUGUAUGAUAUUGUGUCCGCCAUGAUCGAUGAUGCUGUUCAGGCGAAUCUUGUGCGACAGGAAAAAUUUGGCACUCCUUGUGCACCUGUCCAUGUUACCCUUUCUCAGCGGGAGGGUAAUGAAGAGUUUUCUGUUCGCGUAUCAGAUACAGCUGGUGGCAUGCCUCUAGAAGAAGUGAAACAUGUCUUGAGGUAUUGGUCUUCUUACAAAGCUGCAGAGAGUGUGUUGAAGGAGGCGGACACAUGGACACACAGCCCUAUACGGAUGGCUUAUGCCUACUGUGCCGCAAAAGCAAUAGAUGGCGAUAUCUCUGUUGUUUCCAUUGAUGGUUACGGUACCGAUCGCAUCUUGCAUAUACCAUCUACGGGAAUUGAAGGUAUACAUAUUUAG
Molecule: messenger RNA, 1335 nt
Organism: Trypanosoma grayi
Lineage: Eukaryota; Euglenozoa; Kinetoplastea; Trypanosomatida; Trypanosomatidae
Product: pyruvate dehydrogenase (lipoamide) kinase
Exons: 1
Coding region: 1-1335 (444 amino acids)
Biological process (GO): regulation of glucose metabolic process; protein phosphorylation
Cellular component (GO): mitochondrion
Molecular function (GO): pyruvate dehydrogenase (acetyl-transferring) kinase activity
Source: RefSeq, a predicted model, not a curated record